AUUUUUCACUUUUUUUUCCUGUUACGCGUAUGUGUUUAUUUAUUUAUUUUGUUUUUGUUUUGUUAAAAAACAACAGAAAAGAGAAUGUUUAAUGAGCAGUGAAUGUGCGAUGUGAAAACAACUUUUCCCGCGUUUUAACUUUUAGUAGAUUAAAUGGGUUCAUUUGGCUGCUCAUACACAGUACAGCAAGAGAAACACUGAAAUGGACGCGGGAUCCACUGUGAGUGCUGUGAGGAGCUUAAAGGUUUUGAUUGGGGACGAGGUUCGACCUGCACUGAUCACCAUAAAAGAAGGGAAGAUUUAUAACAUCCUGCCUGAUCCAGGUGACACUACAAGUUCGGGCGCGCAGGUGUUGGAUGUAGGUGACAAUGUGGUAAUGCCAGGAUUGGUGGACUGUCAUGUUCAUGUAAAUGAACCAGGCCGUACCGAUUGGGAAGGCUACUGGACUGCAACACAAGCGGCAGCAGCAGGAGGGGUGACUACUAUAGUAGACAUGCCCCUAAACAGCAUACCACCAACCACAAGCCUUGUGAACUUCCAAGAAAAACUACAAGCUGCUACUGGACAGUGCUUUGUGGACACGGCAUUCUGGGGAGGUGUUGUCCCUGGGAAUCAGAUGGAGCUGAAACCCAUGGUGCAGGCCGGAGUUGCUGGAUUUAAGUGCUUUCUCAUCCAUAGUGGAGUUGAUGAAUUUCCUCAUGUAAGCGAAAAGGACCUGCAUGCUGCAAUGAAACAACUCCAGGGUACAAAAAGUGUUUUACUGUUUCAUGCAGAGCAGGAGGUCGAUCCACCUCUGGUAGAGGAUGGAGAUCCAUGGGAAUAUUCAACCUUUUUGAAGUCCAGACCUGAUGUCAUGGAGCUUGAGGCCAUUCGAACCGUUGCAAAACUCUGCCAGCGGUACCAAGUUCGAUGCCACAUUGUGCACCUGUCAUCAGCUGAGUCUCUGGAGUUGAUCCGAGCUGCUCGACAGAAUGGAGCGCCAUUAACAGUGGAGACAACACACCACUAUCUCACCCUCAACUCAGAGAACAUCCCAUCAGGGGCCACACAGUUUAAGUGCUGUCCUCCCAUUCGGGACAAAGCCAACCAGGAGCAGCUGUGGUCUGCACUAAAAGAUGGUGAUAUAGACAUGGUCGUAUCUGAUCAUUCUCCCUGCACCCCCAACCUGAAGUGCUUGGACAUUGGGGAUUUUACUCAGGCUUGGGGUGGCAUUUCUUCUCUGCAGUUCGGUCUGCCUCUGUUCUGGACCUCAGCUCGUAAGAGAGGUUUUGGUUUUCCUGAUGUAGUAAAACUCCUGUGCAAAGAACCUGCACGUCUCUGUCGCCUAGACAACCAAAAAGGCAGCCUCAUGCCAGGUCACGAUGCAGACUUAGUCAUCUGGGAUCCAGAAAAGGAAUUUACAGUAAAAAAGAAUAUCAUACAUCACAAAAAUAAACUGACUCCAUAUCUUGGCUUGACCUUAUGUGGGGAGGUAAAGGCUACCAUUGUUCAGGGGAAACUUGUGUACUUUAAUGGCUCCUUCAGUCCUCAGCCACUAGGACAGUGUUUACUAAUUAAUCAAGCUUCCUUGUGAACCUUCCUCACAUUAACUGCACAUUCCAAGAUUUCUCUCAGUCUAUUUUACAUUUCUCAGGAGUGUUUCUUUCUCUUAAUGGAUGCUAUAAGGAUGUGGCGCUAUUGACUUAAAAGCCUGUGAAGCCCACUAUGACAUGAUUGUGAUUUUAAACUGUGCAAAUAAAUUUUACUAUAAAUACAUUUUACUUGAACUUCCCAAGAGUGG
Messenger RNA from Clarias gariepinus (North African catfish), 1780 nucleotides. Its product is annotated as Allantoinase, mitochondrial. NCBI's taxonomy places the organism in Eukaryota, Metazoa, Chordata, Actinopteri, Siluriformes, Clariidae. Gene Ontology annotation, molecular function: zinc ion binding; allantoinase activity; cobalt ion binding. Gene Ontology annotation, cellular component: cytoplasm. Bases 203 to 1573 code for a protein of 456 amino acids. Gene Ontology annotation, biological process: allantoin catabolic process; purine nucleobase catabolic process. The transcript is spliced from 11 exons. The record is from RefSeq and is a predicted model, not a curated record.